AUCCUCGACACGUGUAUGAACUAUCAUGCUCGAUAGUAUCGGAAGGAUUGAAGGCUCGCUAUCGAUGGUGGUCGGAAGAUACCGGGUGUUGUCCAUUUCUCGCAGGCGCGUGAGUGUUAUCGCGGAUGGUCGGAUGGGAAAAUUGAUGUUCCGUCGCCGUUGUUAUUGGUUCGACGACGAGGUACGAGAACCACUGGGAAAAUGUGAACGUAUGGACACCCGACGUUGUCUGUCCGACUCGACUCGGUGUUCAGUGUCGUCAGUUCGAUCCGGUCAGUGGGCCAUUCAGCAUGAACAACGAGCGCAAAGAUGAAGUGUCCGUUUACUCGGUUGGAAGCCAGAACCACCUGGUGCCGAUAAGAUCCAGGAAAACUUUCUUCAAGAAGCGGACGCAGAUUUCCAAUCUGAUGGUAAUAAUUCUUUGCUUCCUGGUGGGUUCCUUGUUGAUAACAGUUGUAGUGCUCGCGGUACUUUAUGCAUGUAGCACCACGGUGAAGAUAUGUGAUAGCGAGGAUUGCGUGCGAGUAGCGGCUAGUUUGAAGGAAUCUAUGAACGAAUCGAUAGAUCCUUGCGACGAUUUUUAUCAAUACGCAUGCGGCAGAUGGCCGCAGGAGCAUCCUAUUCCGGAUUCCAGCCUGACGAAUUCCUGGUUCAACGAGCGUAGCGAUCGCGUAUCCAGGAAGAUCAGAGAUCUGCUAAAAGUCAAUAUUUCUGCCAGUGAGGUACCGUGGGCAGUGAUGCAGGCCAAGACUCUGUUCACCAGCUGCAUGGACGUGCAUUCCAUGAACGAACUCAAUUUGUCACCACUAUUCGAUUUGUUGGAGUUAUUAAAUUUACCCAUCAUUCCGGCGACUAUUACUAACAAAACGACUAGUUACAUCGAACAACUCGCAAGGGUAAAAAAAAAUUUAGGCUAUGACGUUUUCUUUGGCUUCGACGUCAUGGCUGAUCCAAAGAACAAGAGCAAGAACUUAUUGAUCUUCCACCUUCCGGAUCAUUCCAAUCCUUUUCCCACUGAUAAAGAAUUGGAGAAGCGGUUGCAAAUCAUCAGAUCGCGAUUGCGAAAACUAGAUGAUUUAGAUGAAACUAUAUUGAGCGAGGAUGAAGACGCCGAACUUAUCUAUAUGACUGAUAUUAUUAACCAAGUCAUCAGCAAUGGCACUGUUAAUGAAUGCAGGCCGGAGGCUGAAUCUAUGAUAUAUAGAGAUGAAUUGGAAGAAUUUGUUGAGAUGCUUUACAACGUUAGCAACCUCCUCUAUUACGUGGUUCGUGCAAAUCGAAAUCAGAGUAUUUCCAUGGAAGACUUGAGCGAUAACGAUUAUAUCCUGGUAGACGAUCUACAAAAGUUGACGGACGAGUAUAUAAUGGAUAGUAAUUCAUCUUUCACGCCCAAACCGAUUUGGCGCCCUUUCAUUGAAUCACUUUUCGAGGGGAUCCUUACGUUGGAUCUUGAUAACAAGGAUAAAGUUCUCAUCGGCAACUUGGAAUACUUGAAAAAUGUUGCAUUGAUAUUGGCUUCUUUCGAGGAGGAAGAUCUCGAAAGUUAUAUUUGGUGGGUUAUUGUGGAUAUUGUGGCGCCCCACUGUUCCGAAAAGCUCAGAAACAUUUGGAACGAGUACGUGAAUAAGUUAAUAGAGGUAGAGGUAGCGGAAUCCAAGUCGUUGCACUGUGCAUCAGUUGCCAAUGAAUUAAUGGGAAUGGCGGUAUCAUGGCUGUUCGUAGACCCCACAUUUCACAAUAACAAAGUCAAUAAAGUACUGGAAAUGCUAGAAGACAUAAGAGAAGCGUUCGCCUCGCUUGUCAUUAAGACGAAUUGGAUGGAUCAAUCGACGAAAACGGCGACACUCGAGAAAAGUCGGAAAAUGGGAUCUGAAAUUGGAUUUCCCACGUGGCUCUUUAACGAGGAGAAACUUAACGAGUAUUAUAAGGGCAUAGACCUAUCGGAAACGAAAUACCUGGAGAACAUGAUUCAAAUUAUUCGAUUGGAAUGGAAUACCACAUUGGCGAGACUACAUGACGAUAAUUUAUUCAAUGAGUCAUACUGGGCAACUGACCCUACCGAUGUAAAUGCGUUCCACACGUUUCAACUUAAUCAUAUAACCAUACCUGCCGGAAUACUUCAAUUCCCAUUUUAUGAAUUGGGUCUUGAGGCCUUAAAUUAUGGCGCCAUCGGCACGAUACUUGGACAUGAAUUAACUCAUGGAUUCGACAGUAGCGGUCGGCAUUACGACAGUGACGGAAAUCUCCGGCAGUGGUGGACUAAUGAGACCAUCUCGGAGUACUCUGACAGAACUCAAUGCUUCAUAGAUCACUAUAAUACAUAUUACGAGAACGAGGUCGACGAUUACAUUGAUGGCGAACUGACCUUGGGCGAGAACAUCGCCGAUAACGGCGGCCUUCGCGAGGCCGUCAUCGCUUACGAGAAGUGGAAAGCCCGGCACGGUCGGGAACCUCUACUUCCGGGAUUCACGCAGUUCACGCACGAGCAGUUGCUCUUUCUUUCUUUCGCGCACUUGUGGUGCGAGUCUUAUACUGCUAAAUCACUGAAGUGGAUGCUGGAAGAUUCUCAUUGUCCCGGUCACGUGAGACUUCAAGCUGUACUAAAAAAUUCCAAAGAAUUUAGCACCGUGUGGAAUUGUCCCGCUGGAUCGAACAUGAAUCCGUCGAAAAAAUGUCAUGUGUGGUAGCAGCUGCGUCUUCGAUAAAAAACAAUGUUUGUUAUUUAAUAUUGUUGAUUAAUCAAAUGUUUCUUAUUUCGUGAUAUGGAGCUCAAAACAAUAAUAAUCCAGCGUUAAAUUAAAACAAAAUUAAUUUUUUAUCUCGUGAGAUUCAUGACAAGUUACAAUAAUGCAAGAGCAAUAUUUAACAGAUAAGAAUUCUUUUUCUCUAUUUCAAAUUUAAAUCAGUGAAAAUUGAUAUAGACUUACGAAGUUUUGUGCAUGAGUUGCAGUCGCUUUAAUUAUUGUUAUCCAUUCGUUAUAUAUAGCAUGUGACGAUUUGUUUCUAUAUAAUUUUUGUAAGAUUUUUCGCACUGAUACGCUGGGGACACCCCAUUAUCAUCGAGAAAUCAAAGAAUGGUCCAAUAAUGUUUGUAAUAAAAGAGCUUUAUUUACAUACAAAAUAUAUAUUCUCUAAUUCCUAUAAUCCUUUUGACAUCUUUCCAAUUUUUAGAUGUCUAAAGGACGUCUUUGAUCUUGUUAUUCCAAUCUUGUUAUUCUGUUAUUCCAAUAUAGGAUA
Temnothorax curvispinosus is the source of this 3237-nucleotide messenger RNA. It is a transcript of the gene Nep5, whose product is annotated as endothelin-converting enzyme homolog. The record is from RefSeq and is a predicted model, not a curated record. Gene Ontology annotation, biological process: protein processing. Gene Ontology annotation, molecular function: metalloendopeptidase activity. Lineage: Eukaryota; Metazoa; Arthropoda; Insecta; Hymenoptera; Formicidae. Bases 291 to 2687 code for a protein of 798 amino acids. Gene Ontology annotation, cellular component: plasma membrane. The transcript has 17 exons.